Molecule: messenger RNA, 1257 nt
Organism: Dacryopinax primogenitus
Lineage: Eukaryota; Fungi; Basidiomycota; Dacrymycetes; Dacrymycetales; Dacrymycetaceae
Exons: 3
Coding region: 1-909 (302 amino acids)
Biological process (GO): ubiquitin-dependent protein catabolic process; protein polyubiquitination; positive regulation of proteasomal ubiquitin-dependent protein catabolic process
Cellular component (GO): cytoplasm; ubiquitin ligase complex
Molecular function (GO): ubiquitin conjugating enzyme binding; ubiquitin protein ligase activity
Source: RefSeq, a predicted model, not a curated record
AUGGACAGACCAAGGAUCCCCCAUUAUCCUAUCCUUCCCUACCCCCAGCGCAUCGAUGACGCCGCAAGAAUACACCCGAUACGUCCACGCCAAGGCACACUAAGGGUUAUCAACCAUACUGAACCGAGGCGCAAAGAUUGUGCGAUCUGCUUGGACGACAUGACUGAAGAGGACGCCGAGACACUUAAGCCAUGCGGGCAUCCCUAUUGUCGCGAAUGUUUGAAGAGUUAUGUUGCAUCAAGAUUGGAUGCGGGCAAGCUUCCGAUAUGCUGCCCUACCUGUGUUGCCGACGAAGCCGAGGAUCCCACUUCCAUCUCUCGUGAAGUGGCUGACAAACUGGGCUUGACGGGGGAUCAAGCGAGGCACUGGGACGAGCUUGAUCUUGCAGUUUUCUCUGUUGAGAUCCAUUGCACCAAGUGUGAUCGCUCUGCUCACGUGGACAAGGCCGAGUACAAUACCGCUCAGUUGAUUCUCUGUCCUCUUCCUGGCUGCUUCCACCAGUGGUGCAAGGCAUGCAACAAAACGGUUCCAUUUGGUGGACCGAAACACGACUGUGAAGGAAUAGAGGAGCUUCAAUCGCUUAUGCGGCAACGGGGCUGGAAGCCCUGCCCAACAUGCAAGACGAACACAGACAAGAUCACGGGUUGCAAUCACAUCGCUUGCUCCGCCCCGGGCUGCAACACUCACUGGUGCUAUACCUGCGGGGGCGUAAUUGCGAUCAACCCGAGGACACCUCGAGAACAACAUGCUGCGGUAGAACGACACUAUUUGUCGAGCUGUAGACUGUUUGGAACUCCGAGGGAUAUGCUGUUUGCCCCUGGGUUUGAGUUUGAGGGAUUCCCGCGACGUGAAUUGCCUAUGCGACGACCUCCAGUACAUAGGAGAGGGGCGCUGUUUACUCCUCUUUGAGACUUAGCACAGAGCUCCGCUGGCUUGAUGAAUUAUAUUGACGAAUUGAAGAAUGUGUUUGUGAUUGAGAAUAGUCACACGACCACGACCAAAAUUCCAGUGUGCUGGCAAGCCUUCUUAGCGAGGCAGCUAGCCACAUUGGGCUGGUUUUUUCCAUUGUCGUCAAUGACUUGUGGCGCAUACCCGAUUGUUGUUUGAGAACAAUCGAUGUCGCGCUGGCGGCGCUACUGGAUCUCCAUGGCAGUACCGGUGCCGAUCCCGAGGGUCGGACAUCAGGAAUGCCGAGGACUCGCUCCGAUUCUGUGCCAGCACAGGAGGUUGAUGGAGCUCGGCGGUACCGGGAUGCUG